Molecule: messenger RNA, 2325 nt
Organism: Endocarpon pusillum Z07020
Lineage: Eukaryota; Fungi; Ascomycota; Eurotiomycetes; Verrucariales; Verrucariaceae
Exons: 3
Coding region: 1-2325 (774 amino acids)
Source: RefSeq, a predicted model, not a curated record
AUGCAGUUAGUUUCCAACAUCUCUGUCGAGCUUUCAACAGAUGUGGCCUGCCCGCUGUGGUCUCAACUGCAGCUCAGAGCGGACGUCCACCUGCCACAUAAUGACCUUUUAAAGGAUGACAACGGUUUUACAGCUCUAAAGCUCGAAGUCCGCCAGCAAAUCGCAGGUGGCAAUCAUCAGCCAGAACAUGCUUGCCAACAUUCUUAUGAAGUAAGCAACGGAGAAAAUUCGAAGCCCCCCGCGGGGAUUCCGACCCUUGUUCUUCGUGCGGUCAAUAUCUUCUUCACGUUUUCGUGCCUCAGGACAACUACACUCGUGCCACAAAAGAGGUCUUCCUGCGAGGAAAACAUUCUCCCCGAUCAGACUGACAGUCCCAGGGUAUCGGGAGAUGGCGUGCUGAACCCUGCUGGCUUUGAUGAACAAUCAAUUGGAAUCGAUAAAACCCAGCUGGCUGCUUCGCAGAGGUUCGGUAACGCACCGUUCCUGGACGGUUUUGAUGCCAAUAACCUCAUGAUUCCUUCUGCCCCUAAUCAAAUUAGCUCGGACACAUCAGCAGAUUUGUUCAGUAGCGCUUUUGAAGAUGACAGUGACGAGACGCAAAGCAUUGUCUUCUCGGGCCAAGAGUCAGCCUUUGUGCAGUCACAGGAUGAGUCCCGUGAAGCGGGCUUCAGGGAGUCUUCAAGCUCUUGUUUUCUGUCGAUGAACGCGUUGAUUGAUGGAGCCUUCCGCAGUAUAAUUUGUCCUAAGCCUAUUCGUACAGCGCCUGGAAUCAAAAUGGAAAGAUCCAACUUAGAAAGGGGACUUGCUGACAUUGCUCCAUCGACCUUCAGCCCUGGUUACAGGAAGGCGGUGGCGGCCCGAGGGCCUCUCGUACCCACCAUUGCCCGUUUCUUGACCUCGUUCUUGCAGAAAGCGAAAUGUUUUCGUCUCAUAACAAAGAAGGACGAAUUAAUACAGCAAUUCCCGAAACUCCAAUCUACUGGGAACCUUCAGACGGAUCAGACUGGAGAGGAAGGGGCAAAGCUCAAGGAAGUAGUGAAGAUGCAUCUAUGGAUGACAAUGACAAACGCCUUACGAGAUCCACAGCCAGCCCGCAGACUGAAGCCGUUGCAACAUUUUCGCAAGUCUGUUGUGGUGGAUUCGAAUGAAUCGCUUGAUAUUGAGCAGGCUGAGCUAGAAUGUAGCGGAUUUGAUAGGGAGUCAGAUGAUCAAAUGUUAGAAGAAGACUACAACGCGCUCUUCGAACCUAUCUAUCAUGAUGCAAGCUACGACUAUGACAUGCUAGAGAAUCUUGACGAAGAAGAUGAAGCAGACAACUUCGAGGAAUACGAACCAGAUCUCUUUGAAGAAUAUGAGGAAUGGCUGAGAAGUGCUUGCGAGCAUGAAAAUACUGGCAGCACUGAGCUCCUAUUUGACAAUAAUCGUUGCUGUUCUGAAUCAGAAUUCAUCUCGCAAGAGACCUCCACUGCUCUCCUCUCACCUAUGCUCCAACCUCAAGAGAAGUUCCAUGAACCGGGCCAAGUUGAACUAGCAUCGGACACAGCUCCCCCAACGCAUCCGAGGAUUUUCCCGGUGUUAUCACUCGGAGAUUUGGAUGCAACUACUGACGAUGGUGGCGAUGGUGACUGGACUGAUUUGCUUGAUGAAGCAGAUCCCGGCGAGUCUGGAGAUGUGGCAGCCGACAGAAGCCUUGCCCGGCCAAUCGCUUCGCUUCACGACGAGUAUGAGCCGAGCUUCGAGCAAUGGGAGUUCGACCGGGAACAGGGAUAUGAUGCCGCCGAGCCAUCACUCAGCGCGGUCCCCACCGUCCUCUCGGACUCCCUACUACUCCUCUCCCCGGCGACGCCCUGGGCAAACGCGCCACCGACGAAGCCAUUCUCGAGCGCCAAGGCCUUCAAGUCGCUCGCCGGCUCGAAGCGGCGGAGCUUAGCUAAGAGGGUACUCGGCGAUGCAGGCGUCGUCGGUCCAGCCGGUGACCUUGCGGAAGCAGGCGGCGAUGCAGCCGGUGCGGUGCUUGCCCUUGUUGCAGUGGAUCAGCAGCGGCUGGUUGCGCUUGUCGAGCAUGAGCCGGAGGAUGCGCGCCACCGUGGCGGCCGGGGUGGCGACGGCGAUGUGGUGGUGCUUGAUGCCGGUGAGGGCCAUGAAGGCGGUGUUGGCGGCGGGGAGCGGGUCCGGGGCCAGGGGGAUGAUGGUCUUGAAGCGGUAGGUUUUCAGGGCGGAGAAGUGCGCCGCUUGCGGGUACGAGCUGCGGUAGAUGCCGGAAGUUUGUCGGCAGGCCGGUCCCGUCGGGCGUCGGCGGUUGCGAUUUGUCUUCCUCCAUGGUGA